Temnothorax curvispinosus is the source of this 448-nucleotide messenger RNA. RefSeq names its product laccase-15-like. Gene Ontology annotation, molecular function: copper ion binding; oxidoreductase activity. The transcript is spliced from 2 exons. The coding region runs from base 18 to 404 and encodes 128 amino acids. The record is from RefSeq and is a predicted model, not a curated record. NCBI's taxonomy places the organism in Eukaryota, Metazoa, Arthropoda, Insecta, Hymenoptera, Formicidae.
CAGAUCCUCUUACAGACAUGAAUCACCCUUUUCAUCUGCAUGGUUAUAGUUUCUGCGUAAUGUAUGCUGGUCAAUUUAUCAAUGCACGUAAUAAAGACGAUAUAACAGAUGAGGAUGUAGCCAGAGAAAUAAUUGCUCACAAGAAUCGGUUGCAAAGUGGUUAUUAUCAAAAUUGCGCUCCUAAAGAUACUAUGAUCGUGCCAAAUACUGGUUUUGUCAUCAUACGCUUUAAAGCAGAUAACCCAGGCUGGUGGUUCUUUCAUUGUCAUUUUUCAUGGCACACCGCAACUGGAAUGAAUGUUGUUUUACAUGUUGGUACAGAAUAUGAUCUCCCAGACAUACCACUACACUUUCCACAGUGUUACAAUUGGACACCACCUAUUAUCAUGAAUAAUUAUUACUGAUAAUUAUUAUGAUAAUUAUAAUUAUUAUAACAAUUAUAAUUAUG